AUGCAAGGACAGGCGGCCUUCCCAAGGUUCACUGUAGUUCCUCCUGUAGCUCACACGGUUUCCGACGCCGGCAUUGGUCAGAUUAGUGUGCUUGGAGGGGCUCAGCCGGAGAAGGAGACUUCCCCUGCAAGGCUGCUUCCUGUUGGACUCAUUAGUGGUUCUCCCCUGGAUAUUGAGGGGCGUCCCGCUGACAGCUCCAGGCGAAGGAACGAGAGUACCCUGAGCUACAGAGAAGCACUGAGGAAGCAGAUUACAGAAAAAGAAGAGAAUGUAAGAAGAGAGAAAGAGAAGAAGAGGAGAGAUGCUGCUGAGCUGCUGGAUGAGAUGGUGGUGUAUGACCCCUGGGGGAAAGAAGGAGCAGGAGCACCAAUUAAGGACAAACAUGGAAACAUUGUUUGUGACCUGAAUCGGAUGCACAGGAUUAAUAAUAACAGACGGACCUCUCUGAGAGAUGAAACGGGGGCUCCGAUUUCUCAGCAAGGUCAUCAGUCACUUCUGCAACAAGAAAGUUACAGAGAGCAAUUGAAACAACAGAUUGAGCAGAACAAGAGAAAGAAGGAAGAAGAGCGAGAGCGUAUUAGGAUUGCUGAAGAGAAAGAGGAGAUGGAGAGGGCCCGAAUAAGGCAGCAAUACGAGGACGAGAAAAGGAGAGAAAAUGAGAUGAGUCAAAAUCAAAACAAACAGAGAUAUCAGAAUGAAAGUCAUGACACCAAGGAGGCCAUCAGCAAUGGGCAGACAAAACAGACCUUACCUGAAAGUGCCUUUCUAAAUGCUGACACGCCAAGGCUAUCACCUGUUGAUCGUGUUGUUUCAGCUCCAAACACCCAACCGCUUCCUGAGAGUAAACCUUCAGUACCCGGAGAUAAACAGGAAGUGAUCAGAGAGCUGUCGGUUUUCCGUAAGCUUCUGAGGAAAAAACAGACGGAGCUGGAAUUUGAGAUGGCCUGGAGAAGAACUGUCCAUUCUAACCUGAACAAGUGUUAAAGUAUAGCAGAUCAUAUUUCAAACAUGCUUAAAAAGAUUUGAAAUUUCUGUCUGGUUAAAAUACAAUUCCAUUUUUGUUAGAAGCACGAGACACUUUCUGUUCUCUGAAUAAACAGCUCUAGUCCAAAUCUGCUUGUCUCUGUUUGACCAGCAUAUACAAUAUGAUCCAGAGCUGAUGCCUUCAAACCUACAAAGAAAUAAAGAACAAA
Molecule: messenger RNA, 1193 nt
Organism: Cyprinodon tularosa
Lineage: Eukaryota; Metazoa; Chordata; Actinopteri; Cyprinodontiformes; Cyprinodontidae
Product: centrosome and spindle pole-associated protein 1-like
Exons: 11
Coding region: 1-984 (327 amino acids)
Biological process (GO): positive regulation of cytokinesis
Cellular component (GO): spindle pole; microtubule; centrosome
Source: RefSeq, a predicted model, not a curated record